GCUCGGAUACCUUUGUUUCGCGGUCUGUUCCAGUUGGCAUUGACGGCCCUCGUGACCUCCUUCUCACAGCCGAAUCUGUGGCUGGAGUCAUAGUCGUCCAUGUGGGAUUGCAGGCCGGUAACAGUGGUGGAGGUGAGGGCGGCCCCCGAGAAGGGCGAUGUCGUCGUCGGUCAACUAGAAGGCGUCCUCGAGCCGCUCGAUUAUCGGCAUCGCGUCGAGCAGCUCCGUCUUGGGGUAGGCCGACUCGUCGAUGCUGCCCACUUGCAGAGCCCUCAUGUAAGGAAAACUCCAUCGACAAUACCUGAAUGCAUUCACAUAGCAAGAAAAAGCGACGGUGUUCCGAAAGACCCACACACACACGCCUGAUACGCACCUGAUGUGGCUGAGGCACGCAACGGACUGGAUGGUCAUGUGUGCGAUGUGUGGGAAGUGUGUGGGCAGGGCAGGCCGGCGCAUAUCGAUGGGGGCCGGCGGGGCAGAGCGCGGACGGUCAGGGGCUAUCACGGUCAGCCGGGUGAGUGUCAGCCUCGACGCCUCCAGGCACCUCGACACACACGCGGGCACACAGGAGCUCUCGAUGUGGGCGGUCUGAAUCUUCCCCUGCACCGACACACAGGCAAGAAAGCUUCCCGUCCCUGCGUAUAUGUCCCUCCCACCCCAGGCUUCUCACCAUGUGCUGCAUCUUCCUGACGCCCUUGACCUUUCUGUAGGUCUCUUCCUCGUCGCUCGUCAUGGUGAAGUGUCGGGACAUGCCGAGAGUCUGGUGGGGUGGCCUUCUGGCGGGUAUCCUUGUUGACCUUGGCCAGACAAAUAGCCGUCUUGGUAGUGACGAAGGAGGCCAUGUGGCUGAAGACGUCCUCUGGCAGACCAACAGACUCGGACGGCCGUAUCUCUGAUGCACACAGACACGUGCACACAGGGAAGAUCAGUCAUGGUGGUGGCUGUCAUUUCUCUGUGUCACCUUUGGCGUCUUCAUCGGCCUUCGUGUCGCUGCUGCACCACCGCACACAUCAACCGACCCACCUGAGGGCACUACACAACACAGUCACAAACGCGCAUUGUCAAGUGUCUGCACCCCACAGCACAGCAUGGGACUCUCAGCACUUUCACCCAUAUGUGGUUGAUGUACCUUUGCUACGGGCUGAUAGCUAGACACACGCGCUUGCUCCUGCCGCCAGCAUCAACAGGCACCUGGAUAGACACCUAAAACAAGCACGACAAAUAGAUGCAGCGAAUCUAUCUCAAUUUCCAUUGCGCGCCCUCGUCCGCUCACAUCCAAACGCAAUAUUUCAAUUCAUGCAUCCUACAUCCAGGCACAAGUCAGGUGUUUACACACCAACGGUCUAUACAACUCUCUUCUUCAUCCAUGAAUCUCUCUGCAAAAAGAGCCGUCUCCUCAUCGUGUCGACUUUUCUUAGCAGCGCGAUCACGAGUUCUCUCAGCCCGCGCCACAUCUUCCUCUCUAUCCAUCUCUCUCGACAAGCUCCAUUCGCUCAAAGAGCCAACAAGAAAUUCGCAAGAUCAGUCACAGUCAGUGACUGGCUCCCAUCUAUACCUAAGUCUGUCUUCUCAUAGCCGGCAAAGAACUCGUACACGAAGGCCUCCGUGCCAUUGCACAAAACACCAACUGCAUCACCAAUUUCCUCCAGCUCCUGUUCUGAGUGCCGCUUCCAUGUUCUAACAAGGACCAUCUCGCCAUGGAGCUGCUUUGCAAAUGCUGACAGCGAUACCCCAGUAUACUUCCCUGCCUUCGCCUCACAAACCACUGCCUGGCUCGUGGCGAAUGCCUCGUGGUGCUGGUCUUUGGCGCUGAUGGGCACAAUCGCCAAAUCUCCUGGGCUCCCCUUCAGAUACCGCCAGCCGUCCUUCCGUGUUGGGACCGAUGAGGCCGACUCAAAGUAUCUUGUCUUACACUCGACGACCACCAAUUUGUCCUCUCGAACCUUGUUGACCUCGUCGACGACUCGCUGGAGAAUCCUCUUCACAUAAUCGCUGGCCUCCUCCACGAUUUCGGUGUUGCCGUCGAAGGGCUGGACAUGUUGGAUAGGGCCGGGGAUGGGAGUGUUCUUGGGCUGAAACCGUGGGUUCACGUCGACCCCACCGACGACAGAUAAUCUUGAGACGGCCACUGGUGUCGUGUCGUCAUCGUCGAGAGUACGCUUUCGACCUACAUAAAUACACAACAAAGCAUGACAAGAAUACAAUCGCAUGCUUUGCUGAGCUUUUGCUCACCUCUUCGCCAUGGCAUCGGUUCCUUGAUGUCCUUGCCACGCUGGCCGAAGACACUCUCCACUUUAUCUGACUCGAGAACCCCGCCGAUUCCCUGCUGGUCGAUCAGCAAGACCUCCGUGCGCUCGCCGAUUUGGAACUCCUCGCGAAUCUCUUCCCGCAACCCAGCGAUGUCCUCCUGGCGCUUGAUCUUCCGCGGGACGUGAAGAUCUCUUCUCUCGUCUGCCUCCUGCACCCACAGAGUGCGAGACCAAAAAGACCCCAUAUGCGGUGCUGUG
This is a messenger RNA of Vitrella brassicaformis, 2507 nucleotides long. The record is from the annotation of a GenBank genome assembly. NCBI's taxonomy places the organism in Eukaryota, Vitrellaceae.